CUCUGCCUUUCAGACAGCAGAGGCCAGAAGACCAGGAGAUCCCCAUCGACACUGAGAAGGCCUCCACAGAAGCCUCGGAGUCUCCUCACACGAGAGGAGCAGGCUGGCAGGAUGCAUAAAGGGCGGCUGCGGCCACAGACAGGCCAGCUACCCCAGUCAGAGCUAGCAUCAGCCAUGGCCACAGAGCAGCAGACCAUACUGAGAGAAAGAGAAUUUAAGGAUCUUGAAGCUACCCAACCAUAUUGGUCAGGCCUGGAUACCAAGUCUCAGAGUCUGACUGAUGAUAGCGUGGUACCUCUGACACCCCGGCAACUGGCAGCCUUCCAGGAUGUCUUCAGGCUGUUCAGCUGCAGCCCAACUGGCACUGUGGACAUGCAGAGCAUGAAAGUUGCACUGCGCAACGUGGGGAUCCAGCUGGGCCCACAGGAGAUGUGUGAGGCUCUGCGACUGGCCGACUUGGAUGGUGAUGGAAUCGUAAGCUUCAAGGACUUCCUGGGUGUCCUCACUGACAACUACCGCUUCGCUCAGUGCAUGGGCCAAAUGAAGAGCAAUCGGGUCUACGAGCCCCCCGGCCUGCAAACCCUGUUCCUCGAGGUGCUGUUCAAGUUGCUGAGGCUGGGUUUUGUGCCCUCCAAAUCAGGGCAGGAGGUGACAAGCUACUAUUUCAAGAAGCAGCGGGCUCUGCGGCUGAGCACAAGCUCUAAGGGCCGGGUGCGCGGCCAGGGUCGGCCUGCGCGUACACACACCGGUCUCACCUUCUUCUGCCAAGCGGCGCGUCUCAGCGGCCUCUCCAGCUCCCAGCUGGCGCGCUCCCUGCACAUACUGUACAGAGCCGGUGGGCGCAGCCCCUAUGCUCAGAUUCCCAACCUGGCCGGGCGCCCGCGACUGGAACGCAGGAUCUCGAACCGAACCCCAGGCCCCGAAGUUCGCCUCCCCAAGCCCCAUCAGCCAAGCCGCCCCAAGCUCCCUCCCAACCUGGGACCACUCAGCAAAGGUCCCUUCCGCCCUCCCGUCGUGAUAGCGAGCCAGCCACUGGAGCAAAUGCGCCCCACGAAGCUGGCUCCCUCCCCGCCAACUCUAGUGCAGAAGCACCCCUCCUCCCCUUCGCCAGCCUGUUUCCAGAGAUGUGCUGUGAAGAGCUUGUACAAGUAAAGCGUUUGCUGAGCGAAA
Molecule: messenger RNA, 1170 nt
Organism: Phodopus roborovskii (desert hamster)
Lineage: Eukaryota; Metazoa; Chordata; Mammalia; Rodentia; Cricetidae
Product: spermatogenesis-associated protein 21
Exons: 9
Molecular function (GO): calcium ion binding
Source: RefSeq, a predicted model, not a curated record